GGGAGUCAUGUCCAUGGCCCAGGUACUUCUUGGGUGUAUCUGUACCUCCAUUCCUGCGACUUUCACUCUUACCUCACCUUUGUUCCACCUUGUUGCAGGAUAGCCUCCUAAGUCUCAAGGGUUUUCCGGGUUCAUCCAGACUCCCAGCAAUCUACGGGAGCGCACGAGAGCAGCGAGGAUGGCGACUCAACAGUAUUAUGAGCUGUACCGGGGCAGCAGUAUCGGCGAAGCGCUUAUCGAUACAAUUGACGAUCUCAUCAAUGACGGCCGAAUCGAACCCCAACUGGCUAUGAAGAUCCUUAGCAACUUCGAUCGCGCAAUCGCCGAGACACUCGCAGAGAAGGUCAAGUCGAGAAUGACAUUCAAGGGACACCUUGAGACCUAUCGAUUCUGUGACGAUGUUUGGACAUUUCUCGUUAAAGACGUCAGGUUCAAGAGUGAUGCUGGUCAAGAGUUCCACGCGGAUAAGGUCAAGAUCGUCAGCUGCAAUUCCAAGAAACCCGGCGAGGCAUAGGAGCUUGAAUGAACGAGGGCAUGGGUUAUGGUGGUGCUCUGUUAGCAGGAUUGCAUUAUGGAUUGCGCAUGCAGAGCUAGACGCUGCUACGACAUACACUUGGGCAAACAGGACAAAACACCGUUGAGAACGUUCACACGGAGUUGAUGGCUAUGAUAUGGGCUAUGGGCACUCUCCAUGAGUGGAAAAUGAUACCCCGUGCUGAUUAAAUGCAGCAAGGCUGCGACAAGGCAUCUACAAAUACUACGAUUUCUUGCAUAAUCAGUUCUUUAUGAUGAAUUUCAUUCACAAGCCAUCACCUCUUUGACAUAGCCAUACCAUUCAACUCUAGAAGGAACACAGUUUGAGGGAGCAGGGUGCAGGGUGGGGC
Molecule: messenger RNA, 884 nt
Organism: Cladophialophora immunda
Lineage: Eukaryota; Fungi; Ascomycota; Eurotiomycetes; Chaetothyriales; Herpotrichiellaceae
Product: transcription initiation factor IIA subunit 2
Exons: 3
Coding region: 179-514 (111 amino acids)
Biological process (GO): RNA polymerase II preinitiation complex assembly; transcription initiation at RNA polymerase II promoter
Cellular component (GO): transcription factor TFIIA complex
Molecular function (GO): TBP-class protein binding; RNA polymerase II general transcription initiation factor activity
Source: RefSeq, a predicted model, not a curated record